Messenger RNA from Capsicum annuum, 1862 nucleotides. RefSeq names its product E3 ubiquitin-protein ligase ATL59. The record is from RefSeq and is a predicted model, not a curated record. Lineage: Eukaryota; Viridiplantae; Streptophyta; Magnoliopsida; Solanales; Solanaceae. The transcript has 3 exons. The coding region runs from base 1132 to 1608 and encodes 158 amino acids.
GUAGUAUUAUUUAAUAACAUAUUAUAAUCUUUUAUUAUAAUUUCAAUUAAAAAAAGGUGAAUAAUUUUCAUCACCAAACAUCUGGUGAUUUUGAAUUCCAGCAGGACAUUCUCUAAUAAUGUAUGUACAUAUAUUCAUGCAUUCAAACAGAAGGGGAAUGAGACAUCAGAGAAACAGUCAAUAUCUAGUAAAGAUAGUAUCUUUUGACAAGAAAUUUUUAUAUUCUGUACAAUAAACAAUUUGGGUGUUUUUAAAAGUAAAUUAGAAAGUGUGGGGGGAAGGUCAAUAUUCUUGGAAAAAUUGAAAAUAAAAUAAAAUUUAUAAGGUUUUUCUUCAAGUGACAAAAAGGGGAGGGGGGAUUCUGAUUUUUAUUGUGAUGUUACAAGUUGGGGUAUAGUAAAAUUUGUUUUUAAUGGUAGUAAUAGAACAAGAUUUGGAAUUUUCUUGGAAAAAGUUGCUAUCUUGGGAAAAUUUUGCAAAAAAGUUGCUAUCUUGGGAGAACUUUGGAAAAAAUUGCAAUCUUGGGAAAAAUUUGCAAUCUUGGGAAAAUUUUGGAGAAAAGUUGCAAUCUUGGGAAAAUUUUGGAAAAAUUUGCAAUCUUGGGAAUAUUUUGCAAAAAAGUUGCAAUCUUGGGAAAAUUUUGGAGAAAAGUUGCAAUCUUGGGAAAAAUUUGGAAAAAAAGUUGCAAUCUUGGGAAAAUUUUGGAGAAAAGUUGCUAUCUUGGGAAUAUUUUGGAAAAAAAGUUGCAAUCUUGGGAAAAUUUUGGAAAAGUUGCAAUCUUGGAAAAAAUUGGGAAAGAAGAUGACAUCAUCAGCUGUAAAUUUGGUGAUGACAGUGAUUGGGUUUACAGUGAGUACAAUAUUCAUAGUAUUUGUGUGUACAAGGUUAAUUUGUGCAAGAAUUCAGUACUUGGCUUGGAGGAGGUCUUCUGCAUAUACUUCUAGAUCUGAUCUUAGCAUUGUAAGUACUUUUGACUUUAUAGGUUUCAGAAUUUGAUAUUCCUUUGAAAUUUUAGUGUUUUGAAGGGAGCGUUGAAGUAACUGGUAAAGUUGUUUCCAUGUGACGUGGAGGUCAUGCGUUCAAGUGGUGGAAAUAGCCUCUUGUAGAAAUGCAGGUUGGAGCGUGGUUUACAUGGUCUGGAGCCUCUUGCUGUUGCCAACUUCCCCACGAAGAAGUACAGCGAUGCAUUUUUUACCUUUGCAGAAGAUACUCAAUGCACAAUUUGCCUUGCUGAGUAUCGAAAGGAAGAUACAUUACGUAUUUUGCCAUCGUGCGGCCACUAUUUCCACGCCACAUGCAUCGACAUAUGGUUUCAGCAGCAAUCUACAUGCCCAGUUUGUCGGAUUUCCCUACGCGAGGCUGCUGAGAAAAAGUGCUUUAUGCAGCCCUUGUUUAGUUCAGCUGUCCGAUCUCAAUACGCGAUGGACUCUCUGGAUGUCGAUACAAACCAAUGCUCGUCAUCUGGGCCGAGGUUUUCUUCAAGGUGACACGACAACCAGAGAGCGAACCCCACUACAGCGAGCGCAUCAAAUGCAUAAACGUUUACGCUGCAACAGUAUAAACGUCUUAAAUCGGCAGCGACAGAAAGGUAUAUUUACAAUGUUGUGAUAGCAUUCAUCAUAGUAUAUAGACUCGAUAUGGUCCGGUCCUUCUCCGAACCCUACAAAUAGCGGGUGCGUAGUGCACUAGACAGUCUGGAUAUGUACUUUCUUGUAUACUUCACAGUAGGCUGAUGUUCAUAGCUUUUUUUGUAAAUAUAAUUUAGUUUAAGUGGUAGCAGGGGCGGAGCUACUUGGACUCGAGGGGGUUCAUUGGGUCGAAAAAUUACACUGUAUAUAUAUAUAUAUAUGAAGUUUGUUUUC